CAUACACACACCAACAGCAGCAGCAGCAGCCCGUCGUCCAAGGCGGGGGUGACGAAAGGACCGUGUCUCCCUCUCAACUGUGGCGUGAUCGGGGGCUGGUUUCCACCCGAGGGAGCGGAGGACCGUAUUGCUGCGCGUAAAUCUGCGGAGAGACGGUUCUACCCGCAGUGCCAGUGAGGUGUGGGUCGUCAGUCACAACGCCAAAAACAAGAUUUCGCAUUCUGCUGCUGCAGCUGCUGUUCACGUCUCAGGCAUAUAGGCUGCUUGCUCACCCUCGGAUCUGCGUGCUGCGCGGUGGGCAUUUUAAUAGCAGCUGGAUCGCACACGCCCUUGCCUGUUUAUUUUCGCACGGGAAUACUGGUGGUGAAGAUGUCCCAGUCGUAUAUUUUACUGGAUUGCAGACGUCUGCUGGGGCGUUAAUGCCAGACAAACACUGUCUUUGCUGCUGUGCGGCGCAGGAGUCUACUGAAAACCAGGCCGUCGUCAUUGGUGAUACAGCAGGAGCGCGUUGUCUAUGUGGUAUGAUUUUGCAUCUACAUCGUUUGACUAGCCACUUGAACUAGCAGGUGGAGUGAUCUGCCAUUUCGUUGUCCACAGGAUUGUAUGACAUCCAAGCGUAUUACAUGCGUAUUACCAUUCUAAUGAGUCCAUGCAUUGAGCCAUUGCUUUAAGCCUGCGUAAAAUGGGGAAUAGUUUUUCCAACAUCGCCGCAUUCCAGUCUCUGCACAUUGUGAUGCUAGGGCUGGACUCUGCGGGCAAAACGACUGUUCUGUAUAGACUCAAGUUCAAUGAAUUUGUCAACACUGUUCCCACCAUCGGCUUCAACACCGAGAAAAUCAAACUCAGCAAUGGCACCGCCAAAGGCAUCAGCUGUCACUUUUGGGAUGUCGGUGGCCAGGAGAAGUUGCGACCUCUGUGGAAAUCUUACAGUAGGUGUACGGAUGGUAUUAUCUAUGUAGUGGACUCUGUGGACGUUGACAGACUGGAAGAGGCGAAAACGGAGCUGCACAAAAUCACCAAAUUCGCCGAAAACCAGGGGACCCCUCUCUUGGUGAUUGCCAACAAGCAGGACUUGCCAAAAUCGCUUCCCGUCCCCGAGAUUGAGAAACAGCUGGCUCUUCAUGAGCUCAGCCCGUCCACCGCGUACCACGUCCAACCCGCAUGUGCCAUAAUUGGCGAGGGACUUCACGAGGGCAUGGACAAGUUGUAUGAAAUGAUUGUGAAACGGAGAAAAAGUUUGAAGCAAAAGAAGAAACGAUAAUGGAUAAAUGAAUGCGUUAUGAUAGCAAACAAAAAUAUACAUUUAAUACAGCUGCUUGAGUAUGCCAUGUUUCAAAAGAAAUGAAGAGAUUUCAUGUGUGCAGUGAUUUAAGUUGUUUAUUUUUUAUUAUUUCUAUUAUUAUUUCAACUGAUGAAAAACUUUUGUUAAUAAUUAUUGCUGAGUUUUCAGCGUGUUUCGCAAGCUAAGAGAAUGGAACUUACUUGUCCGCUACCUUAGUUUAGAAUGAUCAGGAAAGGCGACAAGCAUAGGCAUUCACAAUCAGAAGUUAAAACGGGCUGGAUCCUGUUCGUGGCUGCUUGACAAUGUCAAAAAAAAUGUAAAAUGUCAUAGAUGGUAUUACAAUGGUAACAGCUCUGAGGCACCCCUUGUAGAGACCAUGUUCCCUAAAGCAUUACCAAUGGCGACUGUUUCUUUCAGUGACUUAGUGUUUGUAUGUUUUAUUUGUGUUCAUUUCUAUCUUUAAGUGACAUGCCAAUGUUUUGAUUACUGUAAACACCCCCUCUCCACAAUGCACAUCAUGCCUACUGAUUGCUAAGUAGCUGGUUCUUUGACAUGGAAUGUGGUGUGAGUGAUUCAUAUCAUAUAGAUGUGAUAGCCUAUAGUGGGCCUUCACCUAGCAAUGACCUGGCUCAUCUCACAGCAACACCCAGUAGUUUUCCGGCAUAAUAAUAAUGUUACCAACAUUGUUGCAGGGAUUCAUGAAAUUGUUACAGUGUGACAGGCAUUUUGGAAUCUGCUUUGCCACCCUCCACGAGAUUACAAACCCCCCAGAAAUACGAAGUAAAGUAAAGUUUGGUGGAGAUGAGAGGGAGCUUCUCCAUGAAGUCCUGUUGCCUGCAUGUAAACUCCUGAGUGCCACAGCCUGGGUGACUGAGGAUCUUCACAGCCACUUGUAAGACAGGGCUGUCUCUCUGCAGGCCUAUUUCAAAUGAGACACAACACAGUUCCUCCUCUUAUAGGCCAGGGCCCUAAAUUAACUUUUUUUUUCCCAUCACUAGUCAAAAUGGCGAGUAGAUGUUCAUCUCAAUAGCCAAACACACACGCAUUUAUGGCUGAAUGUGGCUAUUGGUUGUCUUCUCUACCAGCCAAACUGAAAUUUCACCAGCGGUUGGCCAGUUGGUUGGUGUUAGUUUAGAGCCUUGCCGUAGUUAGGCUACAGUGAAGAGGAGGACAACUGGGUGUUGCUACCAGUAUCUCUGCCAGACCAGCUGCUGUCAGGGUUUGCCUUUAUGUUCUAUGACUGUAUAACAAUGUGCUCUCUGAAUGAAGUGAAUUCUCUGAAUGCUCUCUUAUGGUGACAAAGGUGGAGUUGGACAGCAACGGUUGCCAUGAUUACAUGUCAUGUAUGUCAUGCUUUAAGAUGGUCCUCUAAGUUGCAGGGAAAAAAACAUCUGAGCACUUCACAAAAUGAUUCCGCACACCUUAUGAUUUCAACUUGGACUGUUCAUGCACACUAAACCAAAAACGUGAAAAAAAAGAGGUCUUAACAUUUUUUUUAAUAUACUGUUUGCAAUUGUUUGCAGUUAGGUUGUAUGACACUGAAACUGCUCCAUAAGUGAAGACUGCACCUGGGUGUUGUCCCGAAUCAAUGUAGAUGCAAA
Engraulis encrasicolus (European anchovy) is the source of this 2883-nucleotide messenger RNA. RefSeq names its product ADP-ribosylation factor-like protein 4C. Gene Ontology annotation, biological process: intracellular protein transport; endocytic recycling. The coding region runs from base 683 to 1261 and encodes 192 amino acids. The transcript has a single exon. Gene Ontology annotation, cellular component: plasma membrane; cytoplasm. Lineage: Eukaryota; Metazoa; Chordata; Actinopteri; Clupeiformes; Engraulidae. Gene Ontology annotation, molecular function: GTPase activity; GTP binding. The record is from RefSeq and is a predicted model, not a curated record.